Arctia plantaginis is the source of this 2532-nucleotide messenger RNA. NCBI's taxonomy places the organism in Eukaryota, Metazoa, Arthropoda, Insecta, Lepidoptera, Erebidae. The record is from the annotation of a GenBank genome assembly.
AUGGCUACUCCAGCCCCUCCAAGAGUGUCCAGGAAUGUAUCCUUACCUGCUGGAAGGCAACCCCCCACUAUCGGGAUGCUGGCGAGACGGACUCUGUCAGAAAGUGACCUGGAGCCAGGCGCGGCCACUGCUCCCUCAGGCAGUUCAAGCAGUUCCAGUUUAUCGUCCAGGAGUAACGAGAGCAACACUGUUGCUGCUGAUCAGCAAGCAUCUCAAUCUGACUGGUCCGAGGAGGAUGAACCUUUGGCUGCCCAGUGGUCUGACAGCGUUCCACCGGCAAUUUUGAGCUCACUUGUACUUUGUGCUAAAAUCAGAAAACGGCAAGAAGUCAUACAUGAGCUAAUAGUCUCCGAAGGAUCUCAUCUCCGAUGGCUCCGCGUCCUGGGAAAUGUAUUCCUGAAGCCACUGGAACGCAGUGGUCUUCUGAUCCAGGAGGAGCUUCGGUCUCUCUUUCCUAACCUUCCAGCGGUCCGAGAACAUCAUGCAAGAUUGUACGGUGAUCUCAGGGCUGCGAGGAACGACGCCACCAACCACGUUGUGGAGAUAAGGCCAAUAGCCGAUGCAUUAUUAAAUACUCUUGGGGAGUCAGGCUACGCGUCAUGCGUGUCGAAGUUUUGCCGUGGGCAGCGCAUGGCGCUGGACGCUUUACGCGAGCGGCGCCGUAAGAACAAGGAGCUGCAGCAGUUCCUCGCCAGCCGCGAGCAGCUGCAGGUCUGUGGCCGCCUGCAACUCCGGGACAUGUUAGCCUGUGUCUGGCAGAGGUUGACAAAAUACCAGCUCCUUUUGGAAGGUAUCCUUAAGACAGCGGACAGCGAGAACGAGAGCUCAGAGGAUAUCGCUAAGCUAAGGAAAGCUCACAUAGUGGCGAAGGAAGUUCUACAUAAAGUUGACACAGCCAUACGGACGGCUGAAAAUGAGCACAGAUUACGAACGAUCCAAAGUAAACUAGAAGUACGUGUUCCAAGUUCAGUCCCGGAAAUGGAAGAACUGAGGCGGCUGGACCUCACGCAGCACACGCUAUGCAACGAGGGUGAACUGACUCUCCGGAAUGACUCCAGCAAGAGGAUUAAUGUUCUCGCAUUGAUGUUAGAAGACAGCCUAGUGCUACUGCAGCGUGAAGGUGACAAAUUCAUUUUGAAACCGUUUCCUCAACCAAACCAACAACAGCCUUUACCACCGCUUAUCAGAUGGGACAAAGUGCUGUUUAGGCCGAAUGCAGCGGUCCGCAACACGUUCUUCUUGAUGAACAUCAAUGCUAUGCAGAUGCACGAGUUGUCUGCCAGUUCAGCGCCCGAGUAUGCCUCAUGGGUGAAGCACAUUCAGGAGGCGCCAUUAGCGAAACUGACGGAACUGAAAGCAAGUAUCACGCCAUCCCACCAACCCAGCCGGUCAACUGAUGAUUCAGGUGUGAAUGUAUCUCGCAACCCAUCAGACGCUUCGGAAAAAUCUUCGUCAACCGUACCGUUAGACGAGCCAGUGGAACCUGAGCGAUCCGUCGACAGGACAUCGACCGAGAUCGACGAAAAGGAAAGAGAAGAGACCAACAGUGUAGAAAGAGAAGACAGGAGUUCAGUCGACAAGGAGGAAGAGAAAGAAGAGAAGCAUAAGCCCCGGCGCCCCACGGUGGGCCGCAUCAGCACGCACGGCGCCGCCCCCGGCGCGCUCGAGCCGCCCGCCGCGCUCUGCGUCAGCGCGCCCGCCGCCGCCGCCACCGCCGAGAGAGCCUUCACCGACCACGAACGUCUUCGUCGACUGGACGAUGUGAUUAACCGAGCCCUCCGCGCUAAGAGUCAAAUCGUAGGCAACGCUCUGGGAGUUCCACCACAGUCUUACACGCAUUUAGCCGACCUCGCCGUGGCCGAAGCACUCGGUGAAGUUGAUGUAUCCGGUGAACUGAGAUUAUCUCGUGGGCAGUUGUCACGGAGCAACAGCGUAGAUGAAGACGUACCCCCACAACAACCUGAUCUGUAUCAACUGUUACUUGCGGCACACGCGCAAGCGACUCAGCUGACCCGCUACGUGCAGCGCGCGCUGACGGUGAGCGAGGCGGACGCGGUGGCGGCGCGGGCGCGCGCGGGACGCUGCGGCGCGUGCACACGAACACGCGACCACCAAGAAUCGUUCGAAGUGAUCUCUCACCCCGACGAGGAGGAGGUGGAGUGCGACAGCUCCGCGGUGACGGAGGCGCUGCAGCGCGAGCUGAGCGAGGCGCUGGGGCCGCAGGCCGCGUACGACUGUGCGCACGAUGACGGCGCAGAUGACGCGCUCGAGUGCAGAGGCAGUGCGGCGCUGCUGGCGGCGCGCGUGGCGGCGGCGUCGCGCGGGCUGCACGCCGCCCUGGCGCGCCUCGUGUGCGCCGCGCCGCCGCCGCACGCGCACCGCGCCCUGCGCGCGCACCUCGCCGCGCUGCGCGACCAGAACGACGCGCUGCGCGCCCACCGCCUGCACGAUAACCAAACGAACGAGGAGAUCCCCUUCCCGAAACCAGGAUUGGAUCCAUCUAUACAGGAGCAUCCGAGCAACGGGGGGUGA